GGCUGGAGGCCGGACGGCGCCGCGGGGCCGCGUUUCCGGGUGCGGCGGGAGGAGGCCGCGGGCGGCGGCACAGCCUGUUCAGUCGCGUGGCGUAGUGACCUCUUGCGGAGAUGCUGCCUGUUGGGCCCAGGCACCAGGGCAGGGCCGCCGCUCCCGAAGGGCAGAGGAGGAAGACCCAGAAAUGUCAAGACCUUCAACACUGGCCUGGCAUCGCUUCUGCCGAGAGGGCGGGUUGGCUUGUUGCCAACCACCUGGAUAUUGGGGCAUGAGUGACCAGGCUUGCCCCAAGCACUGAGCAGCGGGAGCCACCGGGAGCCGGGCCAGGAUGCCGAUCCCUCCUCCCCCGCCGCCGCCGCCUCCCGGCCCCCCGCCGCCUCCCACCUUCAGUCAGGCGAACACAGAGCCGCCAAAACUGAGCCGAGAGGAGCAGCGGGGCCGUGGUGCCCUCCUGCAGGACAUCUGUAAAGGGACCAAGCUAAAGAAAGUGACACAAAUCAAUGACCGGAGUGCACCAAUCCUAGAGAAGCCCAAGGGCAGUAGCGGUGGCAGCUACGGCUCUAGCUCAGCUUCAAUCCAGCCAAAGGGUGGCCUCUUCCAAGGCGGUGUGCCCAAGCUCAGACCCGUGGGAGCGAAGGACAGCUCAGACAGCUCCAGUAAGCAAACCCUGCAAGUCCCCGGCUCCAGAGCAGCUGCCCCCAGGCCCCCAGUACCAGCCAGCAACAGCCGACCUCAAGAUGACGCUGACAACAGCCGGGCCUCUCCCCCGGAGCUGCCGCGCACGCAGAGGCCCUCCCUGCCGGACCUCUCCCGGCCCAACACCGCCGGCAGCACCGGCAUGAAGCAUAGCUCGUCCGCCCCGCCGCCUCCCCCACCAGGACGCCGCACCACCGCGCCGCCCGCCCCGCCUUCGGCGCACAGCACCAAGGUCUCUUCCUACAACCGGGAGAAGCCCCUGCCGCCCACCCCGGGACAGCGACUGCCUGUGAGCAGGGACGGACCCCCUGCUCCGCCACCCAUCAAGCCCCCUCCCUCCCCAGUCAGUAUCCGAACAGGGUCCGGGGCUCAGGGCCAGUCUCUCGCGCCCCCGCCGCCCCCUUAUCGGCAACCCCCUGGUGUCCCCAACGGCCCUUCCAGCCCCAUCAACGAGUCUGCCCCGGAGCUGCCGCAGAGACACAACUCCUUGCACAGGAAAACGCCGGGCCCCUUGCGGGGUCUUGCGCCGCCGCCGCCUGCUUCAGCCUCCCCAUCUCUUCAGAGCAGUCGCCCCCCUCCGCCGGCCAGAGACCCCCCGAGCCGGGGAGCAGCCCCACCGCCCCCUCCACCGAUGCUGCGAAACGGGGGGCGUGACGCCCCCCCACCUCCACCCCCCUACAGACUGCACGGCUCUGCUGAACCCCCAAGCCGAGGGAAGCCACCACCGCCGCCCACGAGGACACCGGCCGGGCCUCCCCCACCGCCCCCGCCGGUGCGGAACGGGCACCGGGACUCCAUCUCCACCGUCAGAGCGUUCCUGGAUGACUUUGAAUCCAAAUACUCCUUUCAUCCUGUCGAAGACUUCCCAGCCCCAGAGGAAUAUAAAUACUUCCAGAGAAUCUACCCCAGCAAAACAAACAGAGCUACGCGUGGGGCCCCCCCUCUGCCCCCCAUCCCCAGGUGAAAGCAGGCUGCGCAGGCACAUUGUUCCUGAGCAGAGAGACGGACCUCCUUCCCCUUCCUCAGAUGGACCCUCCCCACCUCCCUGCCCCCCAAGAUCCUGCAUGAGAAACUCCCAGCGUCUUUGGUUUUCCCAGCUGCACCAGGACGAGCAGAUACCCCCAGCCCAGCUCUCUCCACCAGCCCACCCUCAUCUAUGCACCUCCCUCGGGACUCGGUGACCUUGCUGGCAAGUCCGGAUGCGUCCUUCCCUCCUCGCUUGUCACAGAUCCCGGGCCGGGCCGGGCCCGCACGCCCAGCCGCAGCCUGGGAGCCGGGCACAAGGACUCGGGGCGGCUGGUGAGCUGUGUGCGGCCGGCUGUUGGAUGAGAGGUGGCUCAGUGCCCGAUUCCUCCGGGCUGGGGCAGAGCGAGGGCUUGGAGAGGAGCUGGGCUAGGUCAGGAGACGGACACGCUGCGUGAUCACCGGCUGCGCCGGCGGCAGAGCGAGGGGGAGCCGGGACAGGCCGGCGGAGCCUCGUUACCCCAGCGCAGCUCAUUGCUUUUUUGCACAGGAGCCAGUGGAGGAGUGAGGGGGCGAGUGGGACCAUCCAGGGAGACCCCGAUGGCGUUGGACAGGGGCUGGGGGCUGCAAGGUGGCUGGGCGGGGGAGACCCCCUCCCUGCUCCCACGGGGGGAGUGUCCCAGAUGCCCCCCCCGGAUGGCGUCGCGCCCCAAAACAGCCGCAGCCCACGGCUUUUCACGCUGCUGGGUUUCGAUGGGGCGAGGAGGCGCCCAGCAGUGACAGCCCGGCUUUUAACGCUAAAUUACCAAACUAGAGCAUUUUAACGGGAAGACGCUAAUUGUCCGUGGAGGAAGCCGGGGGUGCUGUUACCAUGGGGGGGGUCGUUUGUUCUGUUUCUUCUGUGGCGGGGUGGGGGUGGGGAGCGUGGGGAGGGCCCACAGCCCCCCCGUGCCGGGGGGCUCCGGCUGAUGUUUUGCCUUACACACUACCCUGUCCGAGUGUUGGUACCGGGCUGGUUUCUCUCUCUUUACUCACGGUACCGGGCUGGGCUGGACAUUAACCGUAGUUACUGUUCUCUUUUGUACAUUGGGAAAAGCUUGUACUGGAGGAGGAAGGGGGUGCUCGUGUGGCUGUACUAAACCCUCCCGUCUGGCUGUUUUGGGGCUUGGGUUGGGGUUUCUGUGGUUUUGGGGUUUUUUGGGUUUGGAUUUUUUUUUUUUUUUCCUUUGGCAAUGGAAACUUUCCCUGUUUAGGCUGGAGCGAGGCAGCACUGGGGGAAAGGGGGGCUUCGGGUGGGUUUCUUCAGAGUCUGAGUUCCCCCUUACCCACCCAGCGCUGCCCUUUGGCUUAAAUAAAGGUCAAAAAUGGUUGUCCCCGAGCGCUGGCUGCCCCCACCCCCCCCACCGGGCGCGAGGGGAUGUUUUAAGAGGGAACAGAGUAAAAACUGAGGAGCUUGGAACUGCAUUUAAAUAAAAGUAACAAAGGUGCACGUC
Molecule: messenger RNA, 3149 nt
Organism: Phalacrocorax carbo (great cormorant)
Lineage: Eukaryota; Metazoa; Chordata; Aves; Suliformes; Phalacrocoracidae
Source: RefSeq, a predicted model, not a curated record